This is a messenger RNA of Phyllopteryx taeniolatus (common seadragon), 1464 nucleotides long. RefSeq names its product docking protein 4 (gene dok4). Gene Ontology annotation, cellular component: cytoplasm. Gene Ontology annotation, biological process: cell surface receptor protein tyrosine kinase signaling pathway; positive regulation of MAPK cascade. NCBI's taxonomy places the organism in Eukaryota, Metazoa, Chordata, Actinopteri, Syngnathiformes, Syngnathidae. The coding region runs from base 266 to 1261 and encodes 331 amino acids. The transcript is spliced from 8 exons. The record is from RefSeq and is a predicted model, not a curated record.
AGUAAGCUCCGGGAAGACUUGUCUACUGAAGAGUGAAAGAAAAGAGCACAGACCAGGGAGAAUACACCGGAGAGCCAAAAGACACCGAUCCUUAUAAGAUCACAAAUCCUUAUAGAAACGGACCAAAAGUCAACAGGAGGGGAGUGAGCGGAAGAUGGAAAAGCAGCUUCAUGUCAGAGAGGACUGAGACUCAACGAGACUCAAGGACAAACUGAAUCCACAUUCAAUUCAGGGGGCGAGGGAAACAUCGAGAUGAUCUCAAGAGAUGGCCUCCAAUUUCAGCGAUAUUGUCAAGCAGGGCUAUGUACGGAUGCGCAGUCGCAAGCUUGGGAUUUAUCGUCGUUGCUGGUUGGUUUUCAAGAAGCCGUCCAGUAAAGGGCCUCGUCGACUGGAGAAAUACCCUGAUGAGAAGUCUGUCCACAUCAGAGCCUGUCGUAAGGUGACAGAAAUGAGCAACGUUAAGACUGUCACAAGGCUGCCUCGGGAUAGCAAGCGACAAGCGGUGGCCAUUGUAUUUACUGACGACACCUCACGUAUGUUUACUUGUGAAUCAGAACUGGAGGCAGAAGACUGGUUCAAGAUGCUGUCAAUGGAGUGUCUGGGAGCAAGUGUCAGUGACAUCAGGAUGGGAGAACCAGACCUCCUGGCAGCUGGAAUGCAAUGUGAACACACAGAGCGUUUGAAUGUAUUCCUGCUACCCUGCCCCCACAUGGACAUCUAUGGAGAGUGUCUGAUGCAGAUCACCCAUGAGAACAUUUACCUCUGGGACAUUCACAAUCCCCGUACCAAAUUGAUCACCUGGCCGCUCUGCUCCUUGCGACGCUAUGGGCGUGAUGCUACUCGUUUCACCUUUGAAACAGGAAGGCUCUGUGACAGCGGUGAAGGUCUCUACACGUUCCAGACCAGAGAAGGAGAGCAGAUAUAUCAAAUGGUUCACUCUUCCACACUGGCAAUUGCUGAGCAGCACAAGAAGGUUCUGAUGGAGGUUGAGACAAGAAACAGAUUGAUGUUUCAAGGUUCGGAAUCCAACUCCUACCCCUCUACCCCUAUUGCCAUACUGCCCAGAUCAGCCUACUGGCACCAUAUUACUGGAACCCAGUCUUGCAUGGACUCUGGCAGCGCUUCGGAAGAGCUGAUCACGUCGACUUGUUUUCCCGCGGAACGCUACGCUUCUCUGCCCUUUGAAAACACCCACGCACAGUCCCAGCCCGAUAUAAAUUCACGUGACCAAAGACUCCAUCCGACCUUCCCCAGACCGUGACAUGUGACUGUCAUUCUGGUAUUCGUAUCAAUAAAUGUGGUUUUGUCAUCGAGUCAUCUCUUUUGGCUUCAGUUGGGGAGGGGCGAUCUCAACAUUAAGGUUUAGGUCUCCACUCAGAAUCACAAUUUCAUAUUCGGUAGAUUAUGCCUGGAUCUACGGCCGGGCGAUCUGACCUCAAAUUUAUAUCACGGUAUAAAUUGAAU